This is a messenger RNA of Cinclus cinclus, 1569 nucleotides long. RefSeq names its product shisa family member 8 (gene SHISA8). The transcript is spliced from 4 exons. Gene Ontology annotation, biological process: regulation of AMPA receptor activity; regulation of short-term neuronal synaptic plasticity. Gene Ontology annotation, cellular component: AMPA glutamate receptor complex; postsynaptic density; dendritic spine membrane. NCBI's taxonomy places the organism in Eukaryota, Metazoa, Chordata, Aves, Passeriformes, Cinclidae. Bases 442 to 1569 code for a protein of 375 amino acids. The record is from RefSeq and is a predicted model, not a curated record.
UGCUGCUCCUCCCGCCCCGGUGCGAAGGGCUUUUGCUGCUUUUCCCUUCUCUCUCCUCCCCGUCUCCUCGGCGGAGCGCGGUGCCGGGAAGCGCAGGCAGAGGCGCGGGGAUGGGGCGGCCGCCGGCGCCCGACCCGCCCGCCCGCUCCGGCCGCCCGCCGCCGCGUCCCCUCCCCGGCCGGCGGGAGGCGGCGGCUCUCCCAUGCCGCCCGCCUCGCCCCCUGCUCUGAAUCUCUGCCCAUCGGCCGAUCUGGGGAGAAACGGGGACGGGGUACGUCCCCUCGCACUUUUUUUUUUUCACCCACUUCUUUUUUUCUACCCUUUUUUGCCUUCCCUCGGUUACGCCCCCCCUCUCCCCAGCCCGUUUCUCUUCCAUCGGGGCUCUUCGGCGGCCAUGCGGCCGGUCCCGGGCGAGCGGCUCUAACUCGUCUCUUCGCCCGGAUGGCCCCCCAGAGCCGCGGGCGGAUGGAGCCGAGCUACGUUGUGGGUAUCUGCUGCCUGGUGCUGCUGGAGCCGGCCCGGGUGUGGAGCGGCGAGCCCAGCACCGGGGGUACCGGGGAGAGCGGGAACAGCAGCCAGGCACCGCCGCCGGAGACCACGGUUCCCGCGCCCACCGGAGCGGCACCACCGGGGGGGGACCGCUGCCGCGGGUACUACGACGUGAUGGGGCAGUGGGACCCACCGUUCAACUGCAACGCCGGCAUCUACCAGUACUGCUGCGGGACCUGCGGGUACCGCUUCUGCUGCCAGUUCAAGCCCGGGCGGCUGGACCAGAGCGGCUGCUCCAACUACGACACCCCCAACUGGGUCAACACGGGCCAGCCGCCUGCCCGGGUGGACGAGACCCCCGAGGACCCCACUCGUGACAAGACCAACAUGAUCGUCUACAUCAUCUGCGGUGUGGUGGCCAUCAUGGUGCUGGUGGGCAUCUUCACCAAGCUGGGCCUGGAGAAGGCACAGGGUCCCCAGACAGAAAUGACCGUCUCCAGGACACUGACAGAUCUGCUGAAGCAGCCAGGACACAGCCCCUCUGAGAACAUGGACAGCCUCAUGGGGGGUGUGCAGGUCCCACUGGGCGAGGGGCUGGCCCGGGGGCCCCCCAGAAACAGCACAGACAAGCCACCUUUGAACAACGCAGUGGCCAUUGCCCCCUCAGUGGGGCGCGCCCACAGCCACGGCAAGCGCCUGCCACUGGCCAGCAGCCUUGCCCUGUCAGCCCCGGACUACACUUCCUACACCACCCUCAAGGUUGGAGAGCACACCACCGAGGACUUCUACAGGCGGUUCGGGGGGCUGGAGCCACCCCCCGCCAGCACACUGACCUUCCCAGCCGAGACCCCGGUGCUGGCCGAGGGCUGCCCCCUGCCCAAGGCCAAGGGCCCCAAGGUACCGGGGGCUCUGGCAUUCCCAGGGGGCUGGGAGGGGGGCCCCCACCUCGGCCCCCGCCGGCCGGGCCUGGCCCCUCUGCGCUCUGAGGGGCCCCCCGAGGCCUUCGGCCCCUCCGCCUCGCUGUACGGGCAGCACCCCCGGCACCUCGCCACCAACAGCAAGACCGAGGUCACCGUCUGA